AAACAUUUGACCAUAUUGCUCCCUCUGCCCGUCACCGCAUCAUGGCGAUGGUCUGGAUUUUCCUGCUUAGGCAUCAGUUUACCGAGGCUGCCCGCGUCCUGGCGGACACUAUUCACAGUUACUCCAUUUCUCCUUCAUGGUUGUGGCGGUUCAAACGAGAUCCUUCCUCUUCCAAGGAAGCCGUGCUCACACGUGAACCGGAGGUGAACCAUGUUCAGCGUCUACAACGACUUUAUGAGGGUCUUGCUAGUUAUGCUCUCUGGUAUGAGGCCAAAGUAGCUACCCCAGACGGGGCCUCACUAACCGCCAAAGCCGAUAAGGCUAUUUAUCGCCUUUCGGAAGUAGACGCCCUGAUUGAGGAUGGUCAUGUCUGCGAUAUCUUUUUGCGUCCAUUCAUCCACGUAAGUUUACUUCCUUUCCCUCGUCUUCGUCGCACGCGGUUGAAGGCUCCUCCCGUUUUUUCACAUUGUUUUGAUAGUGCGGGGCUCACCGUUCUGGGUACGGAACAUGCAUGUUCCGUUUUGCCUCGGAGCGACUGCCUGCGAGAGCUCUAA
Dibothriocephalus latus is the source of this 554-nucleotide messenger RNA. Lineage: Eukaryota; Metazoa; Platyhelminthes; Cestoda; Diphyllobothriidea; Diphyllobothriidae. The record is from the annotation of a GenBank genome assembly.